Molecule: messenger RNA, 324 nt
Organism: Klebsormidium nitens
Lineage: Eukaryota; Viridiplantae; Streptophyta; Klebsormidiophyceae; Klebsormidiales; Klebsormidiaceae
Source: the annotation of a GenBank genome assembly
AUGUGCUGCCGCUGUACGAGCGCGCCCUGCGCAUCGGGGCAGGGGGCGGAGCACCCGGAUUUGGUGACCACGCUGAACCACACGGCGGGCCUGCUGGAGAAGCAGGGCGAGUACGCGAAGCCGCUGCCGCUUUUUGAGCGCGCCCUGCGCGUCAGGGAGGGGGCGCUAGGGCCGGAGCACCCGCAUGUCGCAUCAUCGCUGAACGACAUGUCGGGGUUGCUAGAAAACCAGGGUAAGUCUGCAAAGGCGAUGUCGCUGUACGUGCGCGCCCUCCGAAUCGGGGAGAAGGCGCUGAGGCCCGGGUCACCCGGACCUGGAGGGUAA